Molecule: messenger RNA, 588 nt
Organism: Vicia faba (fava bean)
Lineage: Eukaryota; Viridiplantae; Streptophyta; Magnoliopsida; Fabales; Fabaceae
Source: the annotation of a GenBank genome assembly
AUGCCUCCUUCUGAACGCAAAACGAGCUCCCCUAUUGUGAAGCGGCGCCAGAAACCCGACCGUACACCACCGUGUAUUCAGCUUCAUCUGUGCAACAUCAUGCCCUCACCUCUUGAUCCAUCUCAUUAUAAACCUUUAUGUUCGCCAUCUUCUUCAACGGACACCUCGAUGCUUCCCCUUUUUCGUGUCGUUAACACCGCUAACACUGCCCUCAACCUAUUUCCGAUUCUGAUUUGCAACACAGCACCUCCGCAAAAGAAUUCAUCUCCUUCCGGCCGCGAUCUUGAACAUUCAUUCACAUUCACUGGAACUGUGUGUCCUCUUCGAUCUCGUUUGAAAAUGCAAGUUCAUGCUAUGAGAAUAUUUCGCAGCUCUGGUACGUUCCAUCUUCCUUCUCCUCUUUCCAAUACUCCUUCACGAUUUCAAGACUCAAAAUUAUUGAAGCCUUCUGUAUUUGUGAAGAAGAGAGGUGUGUUGCGACUCAAAGUCCUAACGAAGAUGAUGAAGAAUUCGUGGAAGAACCAAUUGCAGAGAAAGGUGGAGAUGGAUAGCUAUGAUGCGAGAUCGAGAAUGAGGAAGGGGAUAUGA